AUGUCAAUCUUGAAUUAUUCCAUCUGUCCAGUUAGUUUAGUUUCUGUAUGCUUGGCCAUCCUUCACUUACUCUCCAAUUCUGGAGUCAAUGCUGCUUCUGAUCAAAUGCAUGCAGCAUCAAGUAUUGGAGGUGAAGGGAAAGCUCUUUUAACAUGGAAAGCCAGUCUUGACAAUUAUAGCCAAUCCCAGUUGUCAUCCUGGUCAUCUUCUGCAAAUCCUUGCAGUGCCUGGGAUGGAGUUCGAUGCAACAAGGCUGGACGAGUAUCGGUGAUUAACAUCACUAGUUCUGGCAUCAAAGGUUCACUUGAUCAUCUCAAUUUCUCGUCUCUACCCCAUCUCACUAGAUUUGAUCUUUAUGAUAAUGCAUUCUAUGGGACCAUUCCAUCCAACAUUGGGAACCUUUCUAGACUAGUCUAUCUUGGCUUGGAUGCAAAUCAAUUUUCUGGUGCCAUUCCAAUUCAAAUGAGCCAGCUAACCAAUCUUAGAAUCUUGUACCUUUCCAAUAACUCAUUCAAUGGCUCCAUCCCAAAAGAACUUACGUUUCUUAAGUCUCUUGUUUUUCUCUUUUUGCAAGGGAAUGAGUUCACCGGAUCAAUCCCUACUUCUAUUGGCAAUCUGACCGACCUAUCUGUGCUGGCCCUAGGAAGCAACAAACUUUCUGGAUGGAUUCCAGAAGAGAUUGGGAACCUGAAAUCUCUGACGAAACUCUCUUUGGCUAACAAUACGCUCACAGGUCCGAUUCCUCUAUCUUUUGGAAACUUAAGUGACCUGACUCUGCUGUAUCUUUUCGGAAAUUAUCUUUCUGGGCCUAUUCCCAAAGAAAUUGAAAACUUAACAAAACUAAAUGAAUUAGAUCUUUUUGGGAAUCAGCUAUCAGGUCCCAUCCCAGAACAGAUUGGGAAAUUGAAAUCUCUGACAGAACUCUAUUUAGCUAACAAUACGCUAACAGGUCGGAUUCCUCUGUCUAUUGGAAACUUAAGUGGCUUGACUCAGCUGUAUCUUCAGCAAAAUUAUCUUUCCGAACAGAUUCCUUCUGCCAUAGGAAAUUUAACCAAUCUCAUUGACUUGGAACUUUUUCAAAACAACUUAUAUGGGGCUAUCCCUCCCGAAUUGGGAACAUUGAAGCUGCUAGCUUAUAUUAAUUUUUUCCAAAACCAGUUAAGUGGUGCCCUGCCCGAUGGAUUCAACAAUCUUACACAUUUAAAUAGGAUAGGGCUGUCUCAAAAUCAUUUUACUGGUCAUUUACCCCAAAAUAUUUGCAUUGGUAGCUCACUGACGUGGUUCUUAGUAUUUGAAAAUAACUUUGUCGGUGCCAUACCAAGGAGCUUGAAAAACUGUUCUAGUUUAAGAAAAAUCAGUGCCGCUGACAACCAACUAUCAGGAAAUAUUUCUGAAGAAUUUGGCUUCUCUCCAUAUGUCGAGUAUAUUAAUUUAAACAAUAAUAAAUUUUUUGGUCAGUUGCCUUGGAAUUGGAGCAGCUAUCUGACUUUGACAGAGUUGACGAUCUCGAACAAUAAUCUUUCGGGCAGAAUACCAGCUGGGCUUGGAGAGGCAUCUCGCCUGCAAAAACUUCAUCUCUCUUCAAAUCACUUGUAUGGAAAGAUCCCUGGAAGUUUGGGGAAGUUGACUUCGUUGCUUGAGCUUAAGCUGGAUAGCAACGACCUUUCAGGCAAUAUACCAUCAGAAAUUGGUCGGAUGUCUAGACUUUUAAAUCUUAGUUUGUCGGCCAAUAAUAUUUGUGGCUCAAUUCCAGAACAAAUAGGGAAUUGCACACAAUUGCUGGAUUUAAACUUGAGCCAAAAUGCACUCAGCGAAAGUAUUCCUUCUCAAAUAGGAAAUCUUGCCUUACUUGAAACUCUGGAUCUCAGCCAAAACAUGUUGGAAUCCCAAUUGCCACCAGAGCUAGGCGAGAUGCAAAGCAUUGAAACGAUGAAUCUUUCACAUAAUAGGAUAUCGGGUUCCAUCCCAAAAAGCUUUGAUCAUUGCUUCAGUUUGAUUUCCAUUGAUAUAUCCUACAAUCAAUUGGAAGGUCCUCUCCCCAACACUAGUGCAUUUCAAAAAGCUCCAUUGGAUGCUCUGAGAAACAAUAAAGGUCUAUGUGGCACUGUUGCUGGAUUGAAGCCUUGCUCUCAAUCAAUUCAAAAGAAGACUAGUAGAAGGACAACUAAAAGAAUGAUCUUUCUAGUUGUUGCUCCAAUACUGGCAACCAUAUUUCUUUCGGUCGUGGUUGUGGGCAUUUUCAUUCGUGCAAGGCCACAUACGAGAAGCGUGGAGAAUAAGCCUCAGGAAUUUACUAGAAAUAUGUUCUCUGUCUGGAGCUUUGAAGGGAAAAUGGUCUAUGAAAACAUCAUUGAUGCAAUAGAGAAUUUCGACCCCAAGUAUUGCAUUGGAGCAGGAGGAUUUGGAAGUGUAUUUAGAGCAGAGUUACCAAAUGGUCAAGUGGUGGCGGUCAAGAAACUUCAUGGAAUGGAUGAUGGUGCCUUGAGGAGACCAAAAGAUUUCGCCAAUGAGAUACGUGCGUUAACAAAUAUAAGGCAUCGCAACAUCGUGAAGCUGUACGGAUUCUGUUCACAUGUACAACACACUUUCUUGGUUUAUGAAUUCUUGGAAGGGGGAAGCUUGAUGCACUUGUUGAGCAAUGAUGAAACAGCUGCCAUGUUCGACUGGAUCAAGAGGGUAAACAUUGUUAAAGAUGUGGCAAAUGCAUUAUCUUAUAUGCAUCAGAAUUGUUCGCCUUCCAUAAUUCAUCGAGAUAUAUCUAGCAAAAAUAUUUUGUUAGACUCUGAGUAUCAAGCCCAUAUUUCUGAUUUUGGCACUGCAAGAAUCUUGAGGCCUGAUUCAUCUCAUUGGACAUCAUUUGCUGGAACUUAUGGAUAUGCUGCUCCAGAACUUGCUUAUACCAUGGAAGUAAAUGAAAAAUGUGAUGUUUAUAGUUUUGGAGUAUUGGUUUUUGAAGUGAUCAUGGGUAAGCAUCCAGGUGAUUUCAUAUUCUCCACAUUGUCGGCUUCAUCAUCCACUUCAACAGCAUAUGAUAUACUGUUGAAAGACAUUGUGGAUCCUCGACUUUCAUCUCCCAGUAAGCGAGAGUCGAAACAAGUGACCUUGGUGGCAAAGCUGGCAUUAUCAUGUAUAGAACCCAAUCCUCUGCUAAGGCCAACAAUGAAGCAAGUGUGUGUCCAACUGUUAAAGGAAAGACCAUCUCAAUUCAACGUAUUCCCAAUAGUUACAAUUGGACAACUUCUGGUUCUGGACCUGCAAAUGACAAAUGUUUGA
This is a messenger RNA of Coffea eugenioides, 3273 nucleotides long. Its product is annotated as MDIS1-interacting receptor like kinase 2-like. Gene Ontology annotation, biological process: protein phosphorylation. The transcript has 2 exons. Gene Ontology annotation, molecular function: protein kinase activity; ATP binding; protein binding. Bases 1 to 3273 code for a protein of 1090 amino acids. The record is from RefSeq and is a predicted model, not a curated record. NCBI's taxonomy places the organism in Eukaryota, Viridiplantae, Streptophyta, Magnoliopsida, Gentianales, Rubiaceae.